AUGGUGUCCUCCAGCAGUGAUUAUUCUUCCAGCUCUUCUGAGGAGGAUUCGAGGAUCCAUGCGGCUAAAGCACGUGCCAACACUGAUCAUGCUAAAAGGAUGAUAAAUAGCAUGUCUCUUGAUAGGCUGAAAGCUGCUCGUGACGAGCUCUUGGAGAGGAAAGAAAGGGAGGAGAUACUUGCUGAGUAUCGAGAGAAAAGGCGUAGAAUCCAGCGGAAAACACAAGAAGCCGAGGAGAGGCUCCGAUUCCGUCCUUAUGGUGUACCCUCAGAUUCAGAUGCCGAAGAGGAAGAAGAGGAACUUGUAUGGGAUCUGACAGAACGCAAAAGUAAGCCAUAUCCGCCUCAUAAGGAGAUUGAGCGACUGGUCAAGGCUGAUCUUCAGGCUGAGCAUGAUGAAGAAGACCUUUUGGAUGCAAUGUAUGGCGAUAUCGAGGAAGAAUUCCCUGAUAAUUCAGACAGUGAUUCCGAGAGAGAGUCCGGAGAGGAUUCUUCAGAGGAUGAAAAGGAUGAUGAUGAUGGUGAUGAUGACGACGAAUCGGAUGACUCUAACGACUAG
Messenger RNA from Papaver somniferum (opium poppy), 558 nucleotides. RefSeq names its product histone deacetylase HDT2-like. NCBI's taxonomy places the organism in Eukaryota, Viridiplantae, Streptophyta, Magnoliopsida, Ranunculales, Papaveraceae. The record is from RefSeq and is a predicted model, not a curated record. The coding region runs from base 1 to 558 and encodes 185 amino acids. The transcript has a single exon.